CGCAGCCUGGAUUCCUCCACACGGUCUGGAACUAGUCCCGCCUCUCAAUGCCAACGGCUGGCCGGGGGGGGAGGAAGAGGAGGAGGAGGAGGAGGAGCCAGGUCGGGGCUAGACUGACACGUAAGAAUCCUGCGUGAAUGUUCAAGGAAGACCCCUCAUCUUCCCCCCUCAAAGUUGAUGUUGAUACAGCUGCUCGGCGUCAGACUCGAUGCUCAGCUGAGCCGCUCCGCACCAGAAAGCCUGUUCGGACGCUUUUGUGGGAGCGACGCGGCGCGGUGGAGGGGGAGAGACCGUGAGGACGGGAGGGAGCCAGCCGACGCACAAGAUGAGAUUCUCGGCGUUUGUUUCUGUGCUGCGCUCGGUCGGCCCGGUGGUGAUAGGCAUUUCUUUAGGGUUCACGUUGAGCCUGCUGAGCGUGAACUGGACGGAGCAAGCGUGUUACCUGGACGGUAAGGACGCGGGGGAUGUGACCCUGGGGCAGGACGGGCAGCUCAAGGGAGCCCGCAAGCCCAACUCCAUCUCCACCGUCAACGACGCCGAGUCCGAGGAGGAUUUUGAACCCAGGAUAGUCCCGUACAAACAAGUGCAGCAGAGCGCCCCGAAGAAAGUUUUCAGGGCUAAAUACAUAAGCACAGAGUUGGGGAUGCGAGAGCGUCUGUUCGUCGGGGUCCUGACAUCCAAAAACACCAUAAACACCCUGGGCGUAGCUGUCAAUCGCACCAUUAGCCACCACCUGGACACCGUUGUCUUCUUCACCGGCAUGCGCAACCGCAAAGUCCCUCACGGCAUGUUCGUCGUCUCUCACGGCGAUGAGAGACUGAUAUGGAACAUGUUCCAGAAUAUCAAAUACAUUUUAGACCAUUACAUCAAUGAGUACGACUGGUUUUACUUUGUCCAAGAUGACGCCUACACAGAAGCUGACAGGAUCAAAUCCCUGGUGGAUCACCUGAGCAUGGACCGAGAGCUCUACAUGGGCAGUCCCGAGGAGUUCAUCGGCGGAGAGAUGGAGGGGAAGUACUGCUACGGAGGCUUUGGGUACCUCCUGUCACGUACCUUGCUCCUGCGACUUCAGCCCUUCCUGGAGAACUGUCGGAAUGACAUCCUGAGCGCGAGGCCCGACGAGUGGCUCGGAAGAUGCAUCAUCGAUUACACAAACACAAACUGUGUCAGUGAAUAUGAGGGGCUUCGGUACCAUCACUAUGAGCUGGGAAAAAACUCGGAUCCCAGCAAAGAGCAGAGCGAGCAGUUCAAGAACGCUCUGACCGUCCAUCCAGUGUCUGACCCUGAGCAGAUGUACCGGCUGCACAGAUUCUUCUCUGAGAUUGAACUCCAGAAGACUUACGAUGAGAUCGCUAAGCUGCAGGCAGAAAUAAAGAACGUGAGUGUGGUUGCCUUUGAGGGCAACCGAAGCGCCCAGUGGCCUGUGGGGAUCAAUCCACCUUUUGAACCCAAAUCUCGUUUUGAAGUUCUGAAGUGGGAAUACUUUACAGAGGAGGAGAUUUAUUCAUGCAUCGACGGCUCUCCGAAGUGUGAACUACGCGGCAUCGAUCGCAUGGAUGUGGCUGAUGUAAUUGACGUAGCCAUGGGGGAGCUGAACAAGAAGUACAAGCCUGUCCUACACCUGAAGAAGCAGCAGCUGAUUAAUGGCUACAGGCGCUUCGACCCCACCAGGGGCAUGGAGUACACUCUAGACCUUCAGCUGGAGGUUGUAAACCAGAAAGGUCACAGCCGUUCCAUUACCAAACGGGUUCAUCUGGUGCGACCUUUGAGUCGGAUUGAGAUUAUUCCCAUGCCCUAUGUCACUGAGGCCACAAGGGUUCACAUCAUUAUACCGCUUACUCUGCAGGACCGGAGCUACGUCGACCAUUUCCUGGAAGUCUUUGCCUCGAACGCUUUCGAGACCAGUGAAAAUGCCAUCCUAACGUUCUUGUUUAUUUAUGACCCAGUGGAGGCACAGCAAGUUAACCAGAAUGAUAUAUUCGCCGGCGUGAAGACUCAGAUAAACGCAUAUGAACGCAAAUACCCCACAGUGAAAAUCCCAUGGAUAAGUGUGAAGACGGAGACGCCGUCGCAGAUCAAAUUCAUGGACAUCAUCUCGAAGAAGCACCCGGUCGACACGCUGUUUUUCCUGGCCAACGCCAACACGAACAUGAAUUCGGAAUUCCUGAACCGAUGCCGCAUGAACUCCAUAAAUAACUGGCAGGUGUUCUUCCCCGUCCAUUUCCAGGACUUCAAGCCUGACGUGGCGUAUCACAACCAAGAGCACCCGGUCACAGUUGACCUGGUCAGGGAUGCGGGACAUUUCGACCGUCAGGCAUUUGAAGAAGCGUGUUUUUACAACUCUGACUACAUGGCGACACGCACACGAAUGGUGACAGACGUCCAGGAGAACGAGGAGAUCCUAGAGACCCUCGACAUCUACGACAUGUUCGUAAAGUAUUCGGGCCUGCACGUGUUCAGGGCAGUGGAGCCGGCGUUGCACCAGAAGUACAGCUACCAAGCCUGCAACCCUCGGCUUAGUGAAGACAUAUAUCAUAGAUGUGUUCAGAGCAACUUGGAGGGUCUCGGCUCGCGCUCCCAGCUCGCCAUGUUGCUGUUUGAGCAAGAACAAGGAAACAGCACUUGAAAACACCGGUGAACUUCUGCUCGAGUGUUGAGGAGCUGGUGUUAUAAGUUGACCCUUAAAGACAGUCCAUGAUUUGGGCUGUGGUCACUUAUGUGACCCUGCCUGACAUUCCCCAUUUUUUUUUUUUCUCUCUGUGCAUCGAGGGUCAUUCGGUUUAGCUAGUUUUGGAAAAUGAAUGCAGUACAUUCCGAAUGAAACCCGUACUUAAAUGUUUACAAUGCUUGUCCGUGCAGAUGAGUUUCUAGAACCAAAUGUUUUUUUUUUUUUGCUACUCGAACAAACAGAGCCUUGACGUAGGGCGGGCUUCUCUACAACAUCCAGCAGACACAGGGCUCGAGUCGCUCUCUUAUUCCAGAAUUCACUGGGAUUUAAUCUGGUUUGGGUCUUUAACUCCUGGAAGAAAUGUCUUCCGUUCAGCCAGUUCAUGUUGAGGGGGUAAGGUAGAAUAUGAUUUUCAGAUGCUGUGCUGGUAAAGCUGCUUAUAGUUUUGUUCGAGUUGAGAGGGGUGUCGGUUGCCUCGCAGUGGGAUCGGUAGUACGAGCAGCACGUUUUAUAGAAUGUCCUUUUGAUUUGAUAAUAAUAUCAGAUAUCGCUGAAUAGAGCGUCAAUGUAAAGCUCUAAUAGAUGUGUAUUAAUAUAUUGCUCCACAGGUUGUGUGGGGAACUGAAACAUCGAGCUUUUGAUAUUUACUGAUUUUACAAGUAUUUACAAAAGCACAUCUUUCUAUUUGUGCCUUGACACUGACUAUACAUGGUGACCGUUUCGUGAUGUUACACAGUUUCGCUGUUCACCCAUUCAGGUGAUGCACAGCGGAUGUUUUUUCAUGAUCAAUCUUAGGUGUUGUUACAACAUGCGCGGCUGUUUCGAUGGGAGGAUUAAAUGGACUGUCAGUUAAUCGUAUUUUUUUGUGGAGAUAUUAUGAUCAACCAUCCACAGAUUGUGUUAGUGCCUCAAAGCAGUUUCUUGAAAGUAUCUUCUGUUAGUCUUCAAAGGUCAUAGAAAAGUUAAAGACAAGUGUUUUUCCAGUUAAAUGCUGCAAGAAAAUUUACACGCAGGUGGCAAAGAACAAAUAUAAAUCAUGGGGCAAAAAAACAAAAUCACCUCGGUGAAUGUCUGAGGUGAUUGCAGAGGUGUGUCAUUUUGUCCUCAUUGAAGUGAAGUGGUACUUUUUAAAGCAGAAUUUAAUUAGUUUAGAAAGUUGAGACGAAUGUAUUCUGUAUUUUUCCACGUCACCAAGCAAAGCAGACAGUUUUCUACUUUUUAAAGUUGUUCCAAAGUGUUUUGGACUGUAUUGUUAAAGAUAUUGUAAGUUACUGAACGCUGCCUCCAGAAAAUGGUCGCUUUUUCUCCCAGUUGCAGUGCAGUUCCAGUGGGAGGCCAUUUUCUACAUUUUUGAGCGAGGAUGGAGGUAGCAGUACUGGACACCAGAAAGUUAUUAGUGUAUUAUAAUGUGCAAUAUUAAAGAUAACGUAACUAUAUGGAUGUCCGAUGGAGGACGCGACUUUUAAUUUUCAUUUUGCUGCAAGUCCAGCAGUGUGUUUAUCACAAUACUGUAUGACAUUACAUCAAGUACGACUCAUGCUUUUUGUUCAUUGUUAGGUAAAUACACUGUAAUUUGUUUCGACAAGAGACCUUUUUAUGUAUUCUGCUGACACUAGACACUUUUCAUCAUUACUUUGAAAUACAUAAAAUUGAGGCAAGUCCUUUUAUUUAACUUUAAUUGGAUGAAAGUAUACGGUGGAAACGCUACAUCCACAGCGGUGGUCCUCAGCAGUGUUUCCUGCCACGUGAACAAAGACUAUAGAGGUUAGUUCUUGUUGAUUUUUUUUUUUUUUUUUUUGUACGUUCAUUUU
Molecule: messenger RNA, 4479 nt
Organism: Acanthopagrus latus (yellowfin seabream)
Lineage: Eukaryota; Metazoa; Chordata; Actinopteri; Spariformes; Sparidae
Gene: chpfa
Product: chondroitin polymerizing factor a
Exons: 4
Coding region: 326-2626 (766 amino acids)
Cellular component (GO): Golgi cisterna membrane
Molecular function (GO): glucuronosyl-N-acetylgalactosaminyl-proteoglycan 4-beta-N-acetylgalactosaminyltransferase activity
Source: RefSeq, a predicted model, not a curated record